Molecule: messenger RNA, 372 nt
Organism: Striga asiatica
Lineage: Eukaryota; Viridiplantae; Streptophyta; Magnoliopsida; Lamiales; Orobanchaceae
Source: the annotation of a GenBank genome assembly
AUGCCGCUCUCGAGCGCGGCGUACAUCAGCCCGAUGACGCCGCACCUGUUGCCGACCUGCCUGCCCGCGAGGCCCGACCCGUUGAGGAUCCGGUUGACCUUCAAUUUCAUCGUGUCAGUCGGCUCGAUCGCCUUGACUCCGGUCACGAACCCCUUGGCGGCGCCGGCAGAGGCGCCGGCGAGGAUCUGCGCUGCGCGACGGAUUCCUCCUGGAAUAGGAACUCCGGCGAAGUGGGGAGGUUGUAGAGGGUCCGCGCCGGGAGAUGCAGAUCUUGGUAAGGGUUGUAGAGUCGGCGAUUUGAAGUUCGCUCAUCGGAGGAGGUGUUGGGGGUGUGAUUCGGCGAUUGAGGUUGAUAGGCCAUGGCGGAGUUAA